Molecule: messenger RNA, 1914 nt
Organism: Pedinophyceae sp. YPF-701
Lineage: Eukaryota; Viridiplantae; Chlorophyta; Pedinophyceae
Source: the annotation of a GenBank genome assembly
AUGGCGCCAGAGGACGAGGUCUCGAAGCUCCGCAAUCGUCUGCGAGAUACGCAGGAUUCCCUCGCUAUCGCACUUGCUCGCAUCGAGGGGUACAGGCUGCGCGAGAAGCACCUCCUGCAGCACAACAAUGAUCUCCGCCGCGCGCUCGUCGCCGUCGGCGUCGACGAGAGCCACAUCCCGGGCGGAGUCCCCACCACAGGACCUGAGCAUUUGUACGCCAACCGCUCCCGGCGAUCCGGGGAGCACAACGGGGCGAUAGCGCAGCAAGACAGCCUCGCCUCGGCCCUCGAGGGCAUGGUCUCGAGCGUGUCGUCCCCGAAGGCGCGGCCCCAGGGCGGGGAGUUACAGCAACUGCAGGAGGACGAACAUCCCGUGCGGCUGUACUCUCCGAGCGGGCGGUCCUCGCAGGCGUCGGUGAUUCUCUCGGAUACGUGCAUGCAGAUCGUCGAGGUCAAGGCGCGCAUCUUCGCCAAGGAUUUCGUCGGGAUCACCCACGGGCGCAGGCCGGCGCCGACCGCAGCCUCCGCGACCCCGCGGCCGCCGCUGGCCCCCGCCUCGCAGGGCGCUGCGCACGCAAAGCCGCCUCAGAGACUCGGUGGGGUGCCCGCCACUAGUCCUAUUAAACAGUCUCGCAGUUUCCUCAACCGGCUUGGUCUCACGGGCGCGCGGGGAGCGUCCGCGACGGAGGCGCCGAAGCCCGCCGCGCGGUCGCCGCAGAGAAGCCCGUCGCAGGCGGGCGUGGCGGGGGUGUCCCACGACACCCUCCCGAGUCAGGUUGCGCGGCCCGGCGGCGCGGCGCUCGACGUCGGCGAACGGUGUGCUUCGCAGCCAGAUAGCGAUCCCGGGCUGCCGGGGCGCGAAACGUCGGCGUCGGACCCGGGGCGGGAGGUGUUUAGCUUCGAGGCAGGGGGGGAGUCCGGCGGGGACGACGACGCGUCGCGGCCGGUGUGGGAGGUGUACUGGAAGGAGGGCGGCGGCGAGGGGGAGCUGCGGAAGGUCGUUUUCGAGGCUCCGACGCGCACCCGGGCGGUGAUGGACGGGCAAGUGCAGGCGUGGUCCGUGGCGCUUGGCCGGCGGAUCGCCCGGGCGCCGGAGCAGACGCUGCCCGCCGCAGCGCGCAACAUCCUCGAGUCGGACUCCGCGCGCGACGCCAGCACCCCCCCGGUCGUCGCGGUCGACAGCGCGUCGGGCCGCGCGUCAGACAUUGUGCCCAGCGCGCAGGCCGGCGCCGCGGACGUGAUCCGCAAGGCGGCCGGGCGGCGGCGCUCGCCGUCGCAGCCAGAGGUGCUCUCCAGCGCGGAGGCGCUGCUGCCGGGCGAGAUGCCAGACAAAGACGCCAGGGCGAUUUGGUACAUCCAACCGGAGCACUUGGCGCCGGGACCGUUCCUGCCAGAGGUCGUUGGAUCGUCGCGGAUCCUCGGGGAGGCGCAGAUCCGGUCGCUCACGGCGGCGCUGCCGCUGCGCGUGCGGCAGCGGCGCUGGGUGUUGCAAUACACCUCGGCGCGGCACGGCACGUCCCUCGCGACGCUGUACCGGCAAUGCAGCGCGGCGCACAGCGUGCUCGUCGUGCGGGACUCGGGCGGGUACGUGUUCGGGACGUACGCGACGGAGCCGUGGAAGGUGUCGCCGCGGUAUUACGGCACGGGGGAGUGUUUUGUGUUCCAGCUGGCGCCGCACGCCGUGGCCUUCCGGUGGCGGCAGGGGGACCCGACGCGGAACUCGUUCUUCCAGUUCUCGUCGCCGGAGUCGCUCGCGGUCGGCGGCGGGUCGCACUUCGCGCUCUGGCUGGACUCGGACCUGCAGCACGGGCACUCGGGGGUGUGUCAGACCUUCGGCAGCACGUGUCUGUCGAGCGCGGAGGACUUCAAGGCCGUGCAGGUGGAGGUGUGGGGCAUCGUGUCCGUGGUCGAUUAG